ACGUCUGAUGAGUGCAACGUAGCUAAUGAGCCGAUACACAACAUCCUGUGUGGAGACGUUUAUCAGAGCACAAGUCUGAGUCCGUGCUGAUAAAUCUGAGCGUGGGACAACAUUAACACUGUGUGUUUGUGUCGGCUACUAUUUCACGAACACAGCGUCUGUGGACAGCAGCGAAGGAAACACAACUGAACUCUUAAAUUAGCCCCACACCGCGCGUCUCGAGACGGGAAAAAUGGCCUCAGACGAGCUGUCCCAGAAACUCGGCCGCCGGCUUCUGAUUGAAGAGGGAGCGGAGGCGCCCGUGGCCGUGGACGUGGACGAGCCCGGACCACAGGGCGAGAGCGAGGAGAAGGAGAGCGCGGCCAACGCAGACUCGGAGCUGGGGGCUAAGCUGGCGCGAAGAGGGGCGUUAAACGAGGGCGUGGGUGAGCCGUGCCAGCCCAGCUUGAAGGUGUGCAACCCGUACACUGAGUUUAAGGAGUUCUCCCGAAAACAGAUCAAAGACAUGGAGAAGAUGUUCAAAAUGUAUGAUGCUGGGAAAGACAACUUCAUUGACCUGAUGGAGCUGAAACUGAUGAUGGAGAAGCUCGGUGCUCCGCAGACACACCUCGGUUUGAAGAACAUGAUCAAGGAAGUAGACGAGGACCUGGACAACAAACUCAAUUUCAGAGAGUUCCUGCUGAUUUUCAGAAAAGCGGCAGCAGGAGAGCUGGCAGAAGACAGCGGCCUCUGUGUCCUCGCUCGCCUCUCUGAAAUCGACGUCUCCACAGAGGGAGUUAAAGGAGCCAAGACCUUCUUUGAAGCCAAAGUCAAGGCCAUCAAUGAGUCCAAUAAGUUUGAGGCAGAGAUCCGUCAGGAGCAGGAGGAAAAGAAGAAGCAGGCCGAGGAGCAGAAACAGAGACGAGCUGCUUUCAAUGACCUGAAGUUGGCUUUUAAAUGACCACCUUUCUCUCUCAUCUCAGGACGUUUUCACUCUCUGUGCUGCACUAAUGACAGAGUGUGUUUGAAUGCCCGGUGUCUGUCAGACAGUGUUCUGAGUCGACCCAAAGUCCCGUACAUUUUUCACCAAUAGUCUAUAAUACAUAACGGAAAAGAAAAUCAGCAGGAAAAACAAAAUUCAGUGAUUCAUUUGUAUAUUUGUAUCUCUAUAGCUCAGUAAUGCCUUCAAACAUCAGUAUGCAACUAAAGCUGAGCUAAAUUUAUGGACAAGUCUUUGUGUCUGCAAUUUCAAAGAGCUCAUUUUUGUUACCCAAAUAUCCACUCUGUGGCCACUGUGCUGGCACAGUGGGGGGUGCUGACCCACAGGGGUCAACGGAUUACGUUCCACAGAAGGAAAAUCUGAUCUAGUAGAGUUAAAAAAACAAAAAUGACAGUGCCCUCUUUAAACUGUGAGGUAUAUGAAAGGAUUAAGCCCAUUCUGCCUUCCUCAAUCCUGUUAUACCUGAAGGGAUAAACACACACACACACACACACACACACAGCCACCAUCUGUACCUGCAGUGUUUGGCUCUUAAAUCUCAACUGUAGCUAAAGUUACUCAGGAGCUUCGACUUACCUCCUGAGUAAUUGUGUAGACUUCUGAUGAAUGCACUUGUGCGUCUGAGUUAUAUUUCAUUGACUUCAUUCAUUCCGUAACUUGUCUUCUAUCCACUGUGACUCGUUAAAUGUGUUAAAUGGUGAACAAAUAGCAGCAGAGUUCUCACAGUUUUUUUUCUUUUUAUUUUUCUACACUGGGGUUCGGGGCUGGGUACGGAGUAGAUUUUGCUUGUGGUCUGGGAUGGUACGUGGUGGUGGUGGUGGUUCAUUUUACAAGCUGGUCAUUCACAAGCUUCAUUGCUGAGUUCUGGAGAUGUUGAGUCUGCUCAACACAAACCGUCAGACCACCUGAAAGCUUUUUAAAUCAGUUAUCCAAAAAACAAAAUCACUUAAACCACUUUCAGACGUGCACUUAACUCCAGAGAUUGUCCGCUGGGGCUUUUUGUGUGAAUGCAAAUGUUCUCAGGAGAAUCUCUGGAGAUUCCCUGCAUGAUCCAUUGCUUGUUCAUCCUAGAAGCAGGACACUCACCCUUUCACUCUGAAACGCAGCACUCUUGGACAUUAAAUGGAAAUUCCAGUAGAGGUAGAAUUCUUGUAGGAGAAUCCUGUCUGAAAGCGGCUUCAGGUUUCAUUCUCUCUGUGGUUUAAUGGUUUGCACUCGUAUAGCAAAGACUCAGCAAUGAAGUGAGUUUGUAAAAUGUCUGUCUAAACCUAAAUGAAUGAAUGAAUGAAUGGAUGAAUCCACACGAGGUUCCAUAUUUUAAAAAGUGCUCUCACUGUAUGAACCCUCCCAUGUGCCGUUAUAGCAGCGUGUGUUUAAAAGCUUCCACAGUUCAAUCACUGUUCUGUCACUAAUGUGAAAUCCUUGUUUUUCUCUCGUGACCCCGUGACCCUCGCUCGUGAAAUCCUUGAGUUGUCUGGGAUCAGGUGAAUCUUUUCUAGCCAGGAGAUUUGCACAUUUUUUGCACUUCCACGGUCAUUUGAUGUACGUGUUAACUCAAGAGCUCGUGUUUCAAACGUUGAUGUCACUGUUAACGUUCAUGUGACGCCAUCAUCAUCAUCGUCCCGAAUUCAAAACAUGGAUAAUCCCAAAGAUUGUGUGACGAAUCGUUCUCGUGAGCGUAAUUACUUUUAGACUGAAGAUAACACGGAUAAUGCACUGCCAGAAAAUGUGAUGAAAGAUAACCAGGCAGCAGACGUUCAAUUAAAGAAAAACAAGCACUUAAACUUACAGAUGACAAUCGCACAAUAACCCAUACACAUUAUUCAUUUAGUACAGUGUGAGAUAACGUUGGUCUCACGAGUUUUAAUGAAGUGAUGAACAAAUCUAAGUUUAGUGAAAGGACAGACAGAAGUUUUGCAGAUCAGACUGAGAUGCUGUUGUUUAGACCUGAUGUUGACAUCCGUCCCUGUUCUGCUGUGUAUGCAAACACUCAUGGACAUCGUUUAUGUCCACAAAGACCUGAAGAUGUUGUUUUAUAGUCUGUUGUGAGCCUAUGUUUGUGUUUUAGGCAGAUCAUGUAGGAUUAAGAGGGGGUUGCUCCGUUGUAGGGCUGCAACUAAAGAUUAUUUUCUUGAUUGAUCGAGUGCUUCUUGUGUUUACCAAAUCUGGAAAUGAUGAUGUUCCUAUGUCCACAAACCAACAUGAUUCAGUUUUAAUGUUUUCUUUGUUACUCACAUUUAAGAAGCUGAAAAAUCUGAAAACAAAGAGUUUACGGUCAUUAUGUCACACAUUCACUUCACAUGUAUCAGAUAUUUCUUCUUCUUAAAUGCUGUAUACAAUCCUAAUGACUUGUGUAUGUGUGUGUGGUGUAUGGGGGGGUUUCUAAAUUCAGAUACUAGUUUUUAUAUAAGUUUAUCUCUUUAUAUAAUCUCAAAGAUUUGUCAUUUUUGUCGGGAACCUAUUAAUUUUGCUUUGUCGGUUGGAUUUCGUAUCUUAGAUCUUUGCUAUUGAACCAUUUUGUUAACGUAUGGGGGACAAACGUUUGCUUUUUACUACGUUAAAUAAUGUGCCAGAGCAUAGUUGUCGUGAAAGUGAAAUGUUCUUAAUCAACAAUCAAACAAAUGUCAUCACAGUAUUUUUUUAAAUCUGACUUGACUGUAUUUCAGAUUUAGUCUGGACUUAAAUGAGUUAUUUUUGGUAGGAAGGGCUCCGUUUUAUAUUUGCAAACAUUCCUUUUUUGUAUUUCCUUGAUGGUUCUUUAUUAAGCUGUGUAAACAAAACAAAAAGGGCAAUUAUUUUAAAUAUCAUUCCAUUAAAAAUGACACGCAGUGAUGUGGAGUUGAGUGCAAACACUGGGUUCCAUGAUUAGUUUUUCCUCUGAGUUCUCCUCACACUUCGUGACUGUUUUUCUGAAGCCGUGCCAAAUGUUGAAACUACUGUCACAGGCCUUUUCACUCUACAGCAACACAAAUGUAAACGGGAACAAUGUAAACCAUGAUGAAUUAUAGUUAUUUACAAACA
Messenger RNA from Solea senegalensis (Senegalese sole), 4000 nucleotides. It is a transcript of the gene efhd2, whose product is annotated as EF-hand domain family, member D2. The coding region runs from base 233 to 940 and encodes 235 amino acids. NCBI's taxonomy places the organism in Eukaryota, Metazoa, Chordata, Actinopteri, Pleuronectiformes, Soleidae. The transcript is spliced from 4 exons. The record is from RefSeq and is a predicted model, not a curated record. Gene Ontology annotation, molecular function: calcium ion binding.